Cryptococcus wingfieldii CBS 7118 is the source of this 669-nucleotide messenger RNA. Its product is annotated as arf/Sar family protein. The record is from RefSeq and is a predicted model, not a curated record. NCBI's taxonomy places the organism in Eukaryota, Fungi, Basidiomycota, Tremellomycetes, Tremellales, Cryptococcaceae. Gene Ontology annotation, molecular function: GTPase activity; GTP binding. Gene Ontology annotation, biological process: intracellular protein transport; Golgi to plasma membrane protein transport; protein localization to organelle. The coding region runs from base 1 to 669 and encodes 222 amino acids. Gene Ontology annotation, cellular component: Golgi apparatus. The transcript has 7 exons.
AUGUACCAUCUCCUCAGAGGCCUCCACGACUACCUCACCCGCAAAGACGAGUACUCGGUCGUCAUCAUCGGCCUCGACAAUGCAGGCAAAACAACCAUGCUGGAGAAGAUAAAGACAAUGUACAAUCCCACUCCGGGUAUGGCGCCUGACAAGAUUGGACCGACCGUCGGCCAGAAUAUCGGAAAGAUAUCUCUGCCAUCUACGACCUUGCACUUCUAUGAUCUGGGAGGACAAAGAGAUAUCCGAUCCAUAUGGGAAAAGUACUACGACGAGUGUCAUGCGGUGGUCUUCGUACUGGACGCGACAGACCAAGCUCGUCUGUCAGAAACAUGGGAAGUAUUUGAUGAGGUCCUCAAUUCUCCCAGACUGCUCAAUCUCCCCCUGCUUCUCUUGGCCAACAAGCAAGAUAGCCCCACCUCCCUCUCAGUAGCCGAGAUUCGCGAAGCUUUUGACGCCUGGCAAAGAUCGCGGUCGCACCGGAAUGGAGAUGAUGAGAAUCAAAUAUCGUCAAAGGACAAAGGCAAAGGCAAAUCAAUCAAUCAAGGGGAAGAAGCGGAUGAGAGGAUGGCGAGUCUGGAUGUCAUGGGGGCUUCUGCCUUGGAAGGCACGGGGAUAAGAGAAGCAGUCAACUGGCUGUACAUCCGGGUACAGAAUGCGCGAAAGAUGUGA